CGCAGCUGUUUUCACUUCGCCGUGACUCAGAGCACUCAGGAACGCAGGAGCAGAAGGGGGGAUCCAGCCGCCCGUGCAGAGCCUGGUUCCAACUCCUGCGCCGGAGGACUGAGAGGAUCAGGAAGUGAAGGCUAUUUCCUUGAAGGGAACGCCCUCUGCGUCUCUCUUUUCCACUCAAGCCGCUCUCGGAAUCUUGCAUCACCAUGGUGCAAUUCUGUGGCCUACUCACCCUCCAGCGGGAGCCAGUACCACUGAAGAGUAUCUCUGUGAGCGUGUCCAUUUAUGAGUUUGUGGCUGGUGUGUCUGCAACUUUGAACUAUGAGAAUCAGGAGGAAGUUCCUCUGGAGACCGUCUUUGUGUUCCCCAUGGACGAAGACUCUGCUGUUUACAGCUUUGAGGCCUUGGUGGAUGGGACGAAAAUUGUAGCAGAAUUACAAGACAAGAUGAAGGCCCGCACCAACUAUAAGAAUGCCAUCUCUCAAGGCCACCAGGCCUUCUUAUUGGAGGAGGACAGCAGCUCCAGGGAUGUCUUCUCUUGCAAUGUGGGUAACCUCCAACCUGGGUCGAAGGCGGCAGUCACCCUGAAGUAUGUGCAGGAGCUGCCUCUGGAAACAGAUGGGGCUCUGCGCUUUGUCCUCCCAGCUGUCCUGAAUCCUAGAUACAAAUUCUCUGGGUCACCUAAGGAUAGCUGCCUUGAUGUGAAGACGCCUAUAGUCCCUGUGGAGGAGCUACCCUACACCCUCAGCAUGGUCGCCACCAUUGAUUCCCAGUAUGGCAUCGAGAAGGUCCAAUCCAACUGCCCCUUGAGUCCUACUGAGUACCUAGGAGAGAACAAGACUUCUGCUCAGGUUUCCCUGGCUGCUGGACACAAGUUUGAUCGGGAUGUGGAACUCCUGAUUUACUACAGUGAGGUGCAUAUCCCUAGCGUGGUUUUGGAGAUGGGGAUGCCUAAGGUGAAGCCAGGUCGUUUGAUGGGAGAUCCAACUGCAAUGGUGAGUUUCUAUCCAAAUAUCCCCGAAGAUGAACCAUCAAAUACCUGUAGAGAGUUUGUCUUCCUCAUGGACCGCUCCGGAAGUAUGCAGAGCCCCAUGAAUAGCCAGGAUAGAUCUCAGCUGCGCAUACAGGCAGCCAAGGAAACACUGAUUUUGCUGCUGAAGAGUUUGCCUAUAGGCUGUUAUUUCAACAUCUAUGGAUUUGGCUCUUCCUAUGAGGCAUACUUCCCGGAGAGUGUGAAGUACACUCAGCAAACCAUGGAGGAGGCCCUGUGGAGAGUUAAGCUUAUGCAGGCCGACCUAGGGGGCACUGAAAUCUUGGCACCACUCCAGGACAUUUACAAGAGACCCUCCAUCCCAGGCCACCCCCUACAGCUUUUUAUCUUUACAGAUGGAGAAGUUACAGACACAUUUAGUGUAAUUAAAGAAGUUGGGAUCAACAGACAGAAACACAGGUGUUUCUCAUUCGGUAUUGGAGAAGGUGCCUCCACCAGCCUAAUAAAAGGUAUUGCCCGGGCAUCAGGGGGCACCUCAGAAUUUAUCACAGGCAAAGACAGGAUGCAGUCCAAGGCUCUCAGGACUCUGAAGCGCUCUCUGCAGCCUGUGGUACAGAAUGUUUCUCUGAGCUGGCAUUUGCCUCCUCGUCUGUCUGCUGAAAUGCUUUCCCCAGAACAGACUGUCAUUUUUAGGGGUCAGAGAUUAAUCAUCUAUGCCCAACUGACUGGGAAGAUGCCAGCAGCAGAGACAGGAGAAGUAUGCCUCAAAUACACACUCCAGGGCAAGGCUUUUGAGGAUAAGGUGACAUUUCCUCUACAACCCAAGCCUGAUGCCAACCUCACCAUUCACCGCCUUGCUGCCAAGUCCUUGCUCCAGACCAAGGACAUGGGCCUCAGAGAGACUCCCGCAAGUGAUAAAAAAGAUGCAUUGAACCUUAGCCUUGAGUCUGGUGUCAUAAGCUCUUUCACAGCUUUCAUUGCUAUCAACAAGGAGCUGAACAAGCCAGUUCAGGGGCCUCUGGCUCAUAGGAAUAUCCCAAGGCCAAUUGUGCUAGGUGCUUCUGCCCCAUUGAAGUUGAGAUGCAAAGCAGCUGUUCCAAUGGCUGCACGCUAUAGUCGUCCUGCAUUUCCGCCCAUAAUGGAAGCUAUGUCUGUUGAGGACAACAUGGCAUACCAUAAAGGUGAUUACAGAUUCUGUGGGUUGAUGACUCACAAGGACCAUCACAGUCCAGCCUCUGUAGAGGAUCAUCUUGUGCAGCUGAUUUAUCACCAAAAUGCAAAUGGUUCCUGGGAUCUGAAUGAAGAUCUAGCCAAGGUCCUAGAUAUGAGUUUGGAAGAAAUAACAUCUGCACACCCUGCCGAGCUUGUGGAUUCCUCAGGAUGGGCCACCAUCCUGGCCGUGAUCUGGCUACAUGGCAACGGUAAGGACUUCAAGUGUGAAUGGGAGCUUCUGGAAAGGAAGGCCAUGGCCUGGAUGCGUGUCCAUGCAGGCUCCACCAUGCCUUUGGUUGUGAAAGCUGCUAUUACUUUCCUGAAGUCAUCUGUGGAUCCUGCUAUCUUUACCUAUUGAAGAUACCAUACAGAAAAAGAAGUGCCUUUAAUUUUCUACUGUCAUUUCCUUUACUCUUCUACGGUGAUGAUAUGUUCUUGUGUUUUAUGAUUCUUUAUUUUUUUGCCAUAAAAGUAAAGGAUGCUCACUCCACUUUGCAUGCUCCAGGUUCACUUUGGAUAUGAUCUUUCUUUUCCCAGCAUGUCCCCUUAGGAAAGUGACAGUGAUCCCAGAACCUGUUUCCUUUCUUGAAGGAGUUCAAAACAUUCACAGGCUAGUAAUGUUUCUUCCAGGGUUUCCAAGCUGACAGUAUGAAAAGCAGGUGACAUGAACUAUAGACUAAUGAUUACAGCAUUAGUUGAUGUUAGGAAAUGCCUAAAUUUGAGAAUUCUCUGCAUUAUCUUUGCCUGUUCACUUUCUAUCUUAUGUCUUUAUUAGGACUGUACUGGUAAGUUUUGAAGUUUUCCAUGUGUAGGAUGAGUUAGAGGGAGGUUGAAAGCCAACAUCUGAACCAAUGUAAUGUUAAGAUCAUAAAGAGAGAGACUCCAGGGGCAUACUGUGAGAGUUGGCACUGUUGGGGACCUUCCUGAUUCAUUCUGCUUGGGCUUUGCUAGCUUGUACAACCUACAUGCCUUUCCUUGCACUGCCUAAAAGACUCCAGUUGAGCUAUACCUGUUGGAGACAGAUGUUCCUUCUUAAUAAUGAAGCAUCUUAGUAAGAGGUAUAUAAUGCAAUUCUUAGUCCUACCCUGAACCUGUGAGUCCUCUAAGUCAGGCUUUGAUCUAGUGCACUAAAGGGAAGGGCGAGUUUAAUGGGAGCUUUGCCUGGAACCUGAACCCGGAGUACUUCUGCAUUAGGAAGAAAGGAGCUCCCUGUGAUCACUCCUGAUCCUUGUGUCUCAUAGCUCUUAUCCUAAUGGAAAUGAUCCUAUUGGAUGUAGUGUCCCUUAAAGUAACUUGUAUCAAUAUUAAAAUGACUAUUUCUACCAUUUCAUGA
This is a messenger RNA of Saimiri boliviensis boliviensis (Bolivian squirrel monkey), 3533 nucleotides long. The record is from RefSeq and is a predicted model, not a curated record. NCBI's taxonomy places the organism in Eukaryota, Metazoa, Chordata, Mammalia, Primates, Cebidae.